This is a messenger RNA of Zootermopsis nevadensis, 1210 nucleotides long. The record is from RefSeq and is a predicted model, not a curated record. Lineage: Eukaryota; Metazoa; Arthropoda; Insecta; Blattodea; Termopsidae.
AAGGAGUCAUUAAUGUGGUAGACAAUGCAGUUCGCAUCAAAUACUGAAAGGAUACCAGUAGCUCCGCUCUCAUUUCACAAUGAGCAAAAGUCUUCAGACCACGUUCUUCUGCCUGUUGGCUGCCACUAUGGCGUACGCUCGUCCCGGGUACUAUGGUUACCCCUACGCCGCAGGAAUACCCCACGCAGCACCCCUGCCCGUCCACGACACCCCCGAAGUUUCCGCCGCUAAAGCUGCACACUUCGCCGCUUAUGGCGCUGCUGCUUCUGCAGCCGCGGCUGCACCAGAUCAUGGUGCUUAUGGUGGUCAUUAUGGUGGAGCUUAUGGCGGUCAUUAUGAUGAUGGACAGUACCAUGAAGGGCCUUAUGGCGGUCAUCAUGAUGAUGGACAAUAUCACGGCGGACAUUAUGACGAUGGACAAUAUCAUGGCGGAGUUUACGGAGGUCACUACGACGACGGACAAUACCAUGAAGGUCCUCAUGGCGGUCUUUACGCAGGUGCCUACGGUGGACAUUACGCGGCAGCGCCCCACAUUGUGAACGGAGUCCCUGCUGACACUCCCGAGGUUGCCGCAGCCAAGGCAGCGCACUUCGCAGCGCAUGCUCAUGCUGGAGGGCAUCACUACGGUUAUUCAUUCUGCAGCAGAAUCGACAGCACUACGACAAUGACCAAGAGUCUGCAGUUUGUAUGUUUGUGCCUGGUGGCUGCCAGCGUGGUACAUGGUCAGCAUGGGUACCCUGGGUACCCUUACGGUCCAGGUCCUGCCCCCAGCUCCCACGCAGCACCCCUGCCCGUCCACGACACCCCCGAAGUUGCCGCCGCUAAAGCUGCCCACUUCGCCGCUUAUGGCGCUGCUGCUUCUGCAGCCGCGGCUGCACCAGAUCAUGGUGCUUAUGGUGGUCAGUAUGGUGGAGCUUAUGACGGUGCUCCUGCAUAUGGCGGCCCUUACGCUGGUGCCCCUGCAUAUGGCGGACCUUACGCCGGAGCACCCGCUAUUGUGAACGGUGUACCUGCUGAUACCCCCGAGGUAGCUGCCGCUAAGGCAGCCCACUUAGCAGCCCACGCCAAAGCCGGUCAACACUACGGAUGAGCGAAUCAUAGCUCAACUUAUUCGUUGAUCCAGUAUCUAUCUGACACUGCUCGUACUGAAGCAGUUGGAGAUGAUGUGUUAGAAGAAGGGAUACAAACAGGAUACCAAGAUGAGCUCUGA